Aureobasidium vineae is the source of this 4020-nucleotide messenger RNA. The record is from the annotation of a GenBank genome assembly. NCBI's taxonomy places the organism in Eukaryota, Fungi, Ascomycota, Dothideomycetes, Dothideales, Saccotheciaceae.
AUGGAUGCAUCCAUGCCUUCGCCGGCCGUUGCGACCGAGCCCUCGAACGUCUCCUCCGACGCUGCCUUGCCCGAAGCUUCCAACUUGUCCAAGCACCCCGAACCCGCUCACGCUUUGACUCCACCCACUUCCGAGGACAAUAACAUCAGAGUCGACGAUGACGCUUCUUCUGACCUGUCUGAAUUGGACCUCGACAUGGACGAUGAGGAAGAAGUCGAACCAGACCAUUAUUGGGAUGACGGCAAAGUGCCUGUUUUCAAACCAGUACGUCACCUCACCACUAACAGAACCUACAUGUACUCACAUUUUUGCUAUAGNACAAUGGCCCAGUUCCGCGACUUCAANAAGUAUAUUGACAAGAUCGACAAGUACGGCAUGAAAUCUGGUAUCGUAAAGGUCAUUCCUCCUCCAGAAUGGAAAGCCGAGCAACCUCCCCUCGACGAACUCGUCAAGACCAUUAAAAUCAAGAAUCCAAUCUCGCAAGAAUUCAUGGGCACCCACGGAAUCUACACCCAAGCCAACAUCGAGAAGCAACGCUCUUACAACCUCCCCGAAUGGAAGGCGCUUACCGAGGAAACUCAAUACCAGCCCCCUGCCAGAAGAGGAGAACGCCGUCGAAAUCAAGGACAAGUCUCCAGGAGUGCUGCGGCUAAGACCCGUACCUCAACUAGGACUUCAACUCCCAAAGAUGCUACCAACAAGAGGAAGCCUGGUAGGCCUCGCAAGAACCCUCUGAAGAACGAGGCCGAUAAUGAUGAGGAAUCAUCGUCAAGAGCCAGCCAAGUACCACCAACGCCUACCUCNCCCGUACUAAAGUCCACCGAGCCUCUUGAACACACAACUCCAAGCAAGCCAAAGCCAAAACCGAGAGGUCGUCAACCCAAAGCAGGCCAGCAGAAGUCUGUAUCCUCUCGCAGAAUGAACAACACUACCGAAACCAACGACGUCUACGACGAGGCCGCCUUCAAAGAUUUCGACUACCACAUGGACGACCUGGAGGAGUUCACAUCUGAGCGAUGUGCCGAAUUGGAAACUGCAUACUGGAAGAGUUUGACCUUUGCUCAGCCCAUGUAUGCUGCUGAUAUGCCUGGUUCGUUGUUCAAGGACGAGUGUGAUGUCUGGAAUGUCGCAAAACUGCCCAACUUGCUGGAUGUUCUUGGAACAAAGGUGCCUGGUGUCAAUACUGCUUAUCUGUACAUGGGAAUGUGGAAGGCUACAUUCGCAUGGCAUCUGGAGGAUGUUGAUCUCUACAGCAUCAACUACAUCCAUUUUGGAGCGCCCAAGCAGUGGUACAGUAUCUCUCAGGAGGACGCCAGAAAGUUCGAAAAGGCCAUGAAGAGCAUCUGGCCCAACGACUCAAAGGCUUGUGAUCAGUUCUUGCGUCACAAGACAUACCUCAUCUCUCCGGAAAUAUUGCAGAAGCAAUUCGGCAUCAAAGUCAACAAGCUUGUUCAUUACGAAGGUGAAUUCGUCAUCACUUACCCUUACGGUUAUCACUCUGGAUACAACAUCGGCUACAACUGUGCAGAAUCUGUCAACUUCGCCACCGAGUCCUGGCUGGACUACGGACGUAUCGCAAAGAAGUGCGAGUGCGAGGCCGACAGUGUCUGGGUCGAUGUUGGUGAAAUUGAGCGUAAACUCAGAGGCGAACCCACUCCUGAGUAUUAUGAAGAAACUGAUGAUGAUGACGACGAAAUGAAUCUGGAUGCUGCAACGGAUCUUCCCAGUCCACCUGCAAGUGUCGCCGGUAAGCCGCAGUCGCAAGCUCGCAAGCGUAAGCGGGAUCCCAAGGACAAGGACGCAGGCAAAAAGAAGAAGCGUAUCAGAAUCCUUAUCAAGGGUCCUCACAGGGAGCCUUGUGUCCUCUGUCCAAACGACCCUCCUAACGAGCCUUUGCUACCUACAGACAACGGCCAGCAAGCGCAUCGCUGCUGCGCACUUUACACNCCCGAAACAUGGAUUAACAGCGAGGAUGGCGUUGACAAGAUCGUCGGCGUUGCUGGUAUCGACAAGGCACGCCUCGAUCUCAAGUGCAACUUCUGUCGCUCCAAGCGUGGUGCUUGCUUCCAAUGCCAAGCCAAGAAGUGCACCAGAGCGUACCAUGCAACCUGCGCUCUUGCCGCUGGUGUACAGAUCGAUGUCGGCCCCGUGCCAACCUUCGGCGAGGAUGGAACGGAAUACUACGAAGAGGGUAUCGAUUUGAGAUGCCGUUUCCAUCGAGCCAAGCGUGCAAAGAAUGUGGAUGCUGAUGCUUUGGAAACCAGCAAGCUCAUCAACACCUUUGCCAAGUCUCUCAAGCAAGGCGAUGCUAUCCAGGCUCAGUUCCUUAGUGGCGACAUCUUCGCAGGCAUUGUCGAGGAGAACCGCCCAGGUGAAAGUACUGUUCUUGUCAACGUGCUUCCCAGUGGUGAUCAAGUCGAGGUCGAAUGGAAAUGGAUCUUGGUGCUGGACCCCAUUGACUCUGAACGUCCUAAGCCCUCUCCAACUGCCAUUCCCAUGCCAGAGGGUAUGAGCAAGCUGUCUGUGUCGAUUGGAAACCGUCAAGACGGUGUUCCCCUUAUUGAUACACCUUUUCAUGAGGACGCAGCUUGGAAAUGGGCCGAUUUCCGUAAUCUGCAGGACCCUCCUCAAGGCUAUAGUACAGCCGUGAUCAAGAAUCCUGAUCAGGUCAAGAUCGAUCUGAACAAGCCUGAUCAGCUGUAUUACUAUCUGCCAAAGAAGUCGACAGAGGCUAAAGGCAGGUUUACUGACGACCCCAAGGGCCAGAAUCACGUCUUUAUGGGCGACUUUAUGGAGCGCGUCAAGCCUGCUAAACCUUUUAGACCUGUGGCACCAUCAUACACUGGAGGCUACACUGGUGGUUACACCGUGCCCCAAGUCUCGCGACCUGUACAAGUACAAAACAGUGAGCGGCCAUACAUGUACAAACCCAAAACUCCCGCUUAUCCUACAGGGAGCUAUGGCCUGGAUCAACGAGCGCUGGCCUCGCAGAAACAGUUCAUCCAGCAAGCUGAUGCUAGAAGAGCCUCGUACGCUACAGAGCUCUACUCUUCUCAGCCGCCCAUCCCUUCGCUUCGUCAGCAGCAUAGUGAACCAACACGGCCGCCUCCGGCUCCCCUUCGUCCUUUCUCAGAGGGCUACUACUCGUCAAGAACUCUUCCUGCUGCCAUUCCUGGUGAAUACUCGCAGUUCCAUCAACAGGUGCGCCGUACAUCGGGCAGUCCUCUUACAACGCAACCUUAUCAGACACAGCCUUACGGAACUCCUUCCCAGAUGUCCCAGUCAAGUGCGGGCAGCCCCCAGACCGGCGCUGGGUAUGCUCAGCAGCAAGGUGCCAGUCGCGCUUCUCUAAAACCAUACAGCAACUUAAUCGGUGACUUGGUCAACAAGAGUGGACCUACUGCUCAGCUUCCCACGCAGAACAUGCAGAAUUCUCCUGGUAGUAGACCUACGGCUCAGUCACCAACGACAGCCAGCGUUCGCCCUGCCAACGGACAAUGGACCCCACCUUCGCAGAUCUACCAUGAAUACGAUCGCACCCAUACACAGUUNCCUCCCAGCAACACUUAUCGCCCGCAGCCCACAUACCAGACGCCACAGGAGUUCCAGCAGCAGAUUGGCAUACAGGCUCGUCAGCCAAGUGUCUCGAACCGCUGGGGAGCAUACGAUCGCAUGCUAAGAGACGCUGCCAGCACACAAUCAACAUUGCCGCAUCCGUCCAACCCUUACGCCAUGUCAACGACAACAGCUGGUGGCGCACCGAACGGCUUUUCCAUCCCCACGACAUAUCCUAGCCCAAAGGCUCCAACAGCUAGUCCGUUGAGCGACACGCAGACACCUCGUGCACCUAGUCCUGGCAUGAACUCUCGCAAUCAGGGAAUGACAUGGGGCGGUCCACCACAGCAUCCAUCUUUGCAUAACCCAAUGUCUGCUUUGAACAACACUUUGCCGUCGCUGCAAUCCAUGACUCAAGAAGGGCCGUUUGCUUCAGCCACUCGUCCGCCAACCUCUCAACAGUAG